UUUUGAUCUUCCGAUGAACUGUUCGUUUGUUAGUAGAAGAUAUUCUAAAAUUCUCUUGUUUAAUGUUGUCUUACUAGAACAUGUGUCCGUUUGUUGUUUAGUGACCGUGAAUUGAUAAUAACAUUGAUAAACAUUGCUGUUUUAUUUUUUAAUCGACGAGUGUGUUUAUUAACAUACAAAAUGAGGCUGGCGGGUGCCAUUUUCACAAAUGUUACGAAAAUGCUCGAUUUUUAUUCGCAAUUUAAUCCUUCGCCGCUCUCUAUUAAGCAGUUUAUUGAUUUCGGUUUAAAUGCGUGCGAGAAGAAGUCAUAUCUCUUUCUACGUAAAGAGCUACCCGUUAGAUUGGCGAACAUAAUGAAAGAGAUAGCGUUACUGCCAGAGAAUUUACUGCGGAUGCCGUCGGUGGGGCUGGUCAACCAGUGGUACGAGAGGUCGUUCGAGGAGAUCACAGAGUUCGAGAAGAUGGAGCCGGAUCCACCCAUUUUGACAGAGUUCUGCGAGCGUCUAGUUCACAUACGGAACCGUCACGCGGAUGUGGUUCAAACGAUGGCUCAGGGUGUCCUGGAGCUGAAGGAGUCCCACGAGGUGGACACCGGCACGGAGAACUCCAUCCAGUACUUCCUCGACAGGUUCUACAUGAGCCGGAUAUCCAUCAGGAUGCUCAUAAAUCAGCACACCUUGCUGUUCGGGGAGCAGCUAGGGGGCAGGCAAGCGUCAGUAAACGGAAUCGGGGCUGGAGGUCGACAUAUCGGUUCCAUCGACCCGGCGUGCGACGUGGUCGCGGUUGUUAAAGAUGCUUACGAAAACGCGAGGUUCCUCUGCGAUCGGUACUACCUUGCCUCACCCGAGCUGGAGAUAAUGCAGGCAGGAGUGUCCAGCGAGAAGCCGAUGCCGGUAGUGUACGUGCCUUCGCAUCUCUACCACAUGCUGUUCGAGCUGUUCAAGAACGCGAUGCGAGCCGUCAUGGAGCAUCACGAGGGCAGCCCGCCGCCGAUAAAAGUCAACCUGAUACAGGGCCGCGAGGAUAUAUCUGUGAAGAUGUCAGACCGCGGUGGUGGCAUCCCCAGGAGUGUGACAGACCUGCUCUUCAAGUACAUGUACAGCACAGCACCGCAGCCGUCCAAGUCGGAUUCACACACGGUGCCUCUUGCUGGAUACGGAUAUGGUCUGCCUAUAUCCCGCCUGUACGCGAGGUACUUCCACGGUGACCUGGUCCUCAUGUCAUGUGAAGGUCACGGGACCGACGCAGUCAUAUAUAUGAAGGCGUUAACAAAUGAAGCCAACGAGUUCCUGCCGAUCUUCAACAAAACAUCGUCCAAGUUCUACAGACCAGUAGCGCAGCUAGCCGACUGGUCGGGCCCAGUCAACACCGCCGCCCACGCCAAGAACAAGGAGAAAGUAUCGCCACUAUCAUCACAUACGCCCGUGUCGCAUAGUCUAUGAUGCGAGACCGAGGAGUGAACCAUAGAUAAUUUAAUAUGUACAGAAUGAAUUCUUGAGCACUGGUGCCAUGUGGAAUGUAAAGUUUUUGUUUAAUUUAUAUUAUAUGUAUAAAAGUAAUACUUAAGUUGUAUAAGUCGAAAUAUAACUUUACGUUUCGAGAAAUUAUAAAU
Messenger RNA from Achroia grisella, 1613 nucleotides. It is a transcript of the gene Pdk, whose product is annotated as pyruvate dehydrogenase (acetyl-transferring) kinase, mitochondrial. Gene Ontology annotation, biological process: protein phosphorylation; regulation of glucose metabolic process. Gene Ontology annotation, cellular component: mitochondrion. Lineage: Eukaryota; Metazoa; Arthropoda; Insecta; Lepidoptera; Pyralidae. The record is from RefSeq and is a predicted model, not a curated record. The coding region runs from base 181 to 1443 and encodes 420 amino acids. Gene Ontology annotation, molecular function: pyruvate dehydrogenase (acetyl-transferring) kinase activity. The transcript is spliced from 9 exons.